Messenger RNA from Triticum urartu, 1259 nucleotides. Its product is annotated as phosphatidylglycerophosphate phosphatase PTPMT2. Gene Ontology annotation, biological process: protein dephosphorylation. The record is from RefSeq and is a predicted model, not a curated record. Gene Ontology annotation, molecular function: phosphoprotein phosphatase activity. NCBI's taxonomy places the organism in Eukaryota, Viridiplantae, Streptophyta, Magnoliopsida, Poales, Poaceae.
GGCGAGGUCGUGCGGCUGAGGGCCAAGCGCGCGCUCGUCGGCGCCGGCGCCAGGGUGCUCUUCUACCCGACGCUUCUCUACAACGUCCUGCGCAACCAGUUCGAGGCGGAGUUCCGGUGGUGGGACCGCGUCGACCAGUGCAUUUUGCUAGGAGCUGUUCCUUUCCCAAGUGAUGUUCCACGUUUGAAGCAACUUGGAGUUCAGGGAGUUGUAACAUUGAAUGAGCCUUAUGAGACUCUGGUGCCAAUGUCCUUGUACCAGGCCUAUGGGAUUGAUCACCUUGUGAUUGCCACAAGAGACUACCUGUUCGCACCAUCCCUUGAAGAUAUUUGUCGAGCCAUUGAUUUUAUCCACCGCAAUGCGUCACAAGGUGGAACUACUUAUGUUCACUGUAAAGCUGGUAGAGGACGAAGUACCACUAUUGUUUUGUGCUAUUUGAUCAAAUAUAGGAACAUGACUCCUGAAGCAGCUUUGGAUCAUGUACGAUCCAUUAGGCCCCGAGUGCUUUUGGCACCAUCACAGUGGCAGGCUGUUAUCGUAUUUAGCACUCUCACCACUGGACGUCUUCCAGUAAGGAGUACAAACCUAAACUGUUACCUAGAAGGCACCAAAGCCUCCAUUCCUGACAGUGAUAUCGAGGACUGCACGGUGGAGUUUGAUUACGAUGAUAGCGGUUUACCUCUUUGUCAAGUUAUGGUACCGAGGCCAAGCAGUCCAACUGGAUGUGUCGAUGCAGUGUUCAUAACGGAAGCAGAUCUGGAGGGCUACGAUGCAUAUGUUGAUACCGGGAAGGAUGUUGUGACAUUUGAAGUAGUAGCCAGUCGCAAGCCCAUUAUGAGGAGACUAUCGUGCCUCUUUGGAUCAUUGAAAGUUACCAGCAACUGUGAGCCAGCCCCAAGCCGAUUUACCGAGGUUCGCGCCUGCUAGGCAGGCCUGCUACUCGCUCUACGCAAUUUUCUCCGUGUUGUGAGUCAAGAUAUAUGGGACAUCAGUAGAUAGGCAGGCAGUCAGCCAGUCAGGCAUCGUAGAAAUAUGGAGGUUUCUACAGCCACGGCAAACGCCACCGGGAAGAAGCUUUGUGUGCAUAGGGAGAUGGAGAGUUUACAGUUGUGAAUGUGCCGAUUGCCUUUUUUUUCACUCGGAAACAUGUGGUUUGAUAUCACCAUUGUUCUUUGGAAUAAAAAGCUGAUCAUGUUUGGUGUCAGUAUAUUUCUGUUAGUUCAUGUCUUUUGGAAUAAAACAAUGUUGGAAAACGUUCA